This is a messenger RNA of Clupea harengus (Atlantic herring), 2365 nucleotides long. RefSeq names its product finTRIM family, member 87 (gene ftr87). NCBI's taxonomy places the organism in Eukaryota, Metazoa, Chordata, Actinopteri, Clupeiformes, Clupeidae. Gene Ontology annotation, molecular function: protein binding; zinc ion binding. The record is from RefSeq and is a predicted model, not a curated record.
CAUUAACCAAAAUCCAUUUUUUAGGGCUGUUUAAGUUUCUAAAAAAGGUAUUCUCAGGUAUCAUAUGUAUUUUGUGUGUGUAUGCCAGAGAGAGACAGACAGGCAGACAGUGCCCUUACUUGAACAAGGUUUGAGGAGUGUCUGAAGGAGUUGGUGUAAGUACGCUUAACAAAUUUCAUUUAUCAGCCUUUUGCCAGUAGGGAAACAACUGUGUCUUCAGUGCCGCUAACCUGGUUUGGCAAUAACUCAAAUUGUAUGAAGCAGUUGAUACUAUCUUAACAUGUGUAGGACACCAUGUUCUUUUUUUUUUUCCUCUAGCCGUUGCCUCUAUUUGCAUGACUGGCCAAUGUAUGUUGAUAAACCUCUUCCUGUCCUACCUGUGUCUGUGCUCUAUUGUGAUUGGCUCCCUGUGGCUGUUUGCACUGAAACCUGAUCAUGACCCACCUUAUCUACUGGCCACACACCCCUUUCCCAUGAAAACCAGCUUUGGUCUUCCUGCCUGAUGCUAUCAGUGUAUGUGUGCAAGGAAGCAAGGAUGGCAGCAACUAACAUUUCAGUGGAAGAAGACCAGUUCUGCUGCCCGGUCUGUCUGGAAGUGCUUAAGGAUCCAGUGACUACUCCCUGUGGACACAGCUACUGUAUGGACUGCAUCAAGAGUUACUGGGACAAGAGUGACCUUAAGGGCGUGUAUAGCUGCCCUCAAUGCAGAGAAUCCUUCUCCCCGAGACCGGUGCUCGGCAGAAACAACAUCCUCGCGGAAGUCGUGGAGAAGCUGAGGAAAGCCGGAGUCCAAGCCUCUCGCAUUUCCCAGACGUACGCAAACGUGCUUGAGGACGUGGAAUGCGACAUCUGCACCAAGAGAAAGAGCAAAGCGGUGAGGACUUGUUUGGUGUGUCUAGCCUCCUACUGUGAGAGCCACCUCAAGGUUCAUCAGGAGAGCAAACGUGGCGGCAGCCACAAGGUGGUGGAGGCCAUAAAACAACCGCACAGAAGGCUCUGCUCGCAGCACAGGAAGCCUCUGGAGGUGUUUUGUCACACUGAUCAAAGGUGCAUCUGCUUUCAGUGUAAGGCUGAGGGACACAAAGGUCACAAUGUUGUCUCUGCUAAUUCUGAACGAGAAGUCAGACAGAAGCAGCUGAAAGAUGCUGGGAGGAGAUCCAGACAGAUGAACAGAGAGAGGGAGAAAGAAAUCAGGCAUGUGGUCAAAUACAUAAAGCAAUCAUCUGAGGCCGCGGGGGAAGACAGCGAGAGGAUCUUCUCCAAGCUGGCCCGCACCAUAGAGAGGAAGCGCUUGGAGGUGAGACAGCUGAUCAAGACCCAGGAGAGAGAGGCUGUGGCCCGGGCAGAGACCAUUCUCCAGGCUCUGGACGAACACAUGACCGAGCUCAACAUCAGAGACUGUCAUUUGGACCGGCUGUCCCAGACAGAUGACCACAUCCAUUUCCUCCAGAGAUGCAGAUCAUUAGAGGGCAUCCCAGAUGUAGGGGAUCUCCCCAGUCUUGACAUUCACCCAUACUUCUCUCUGAUUGCCAUGAAAAAGUCACUCACUGAACUGCAGGAGCGUCUGGAUGAUGUAUUCAAGAGAGAACUAUCCACCAUCUCAGAUAUAAUUCAUAAAGAGGAGCGCACUCUGCCUUUAUCCACAUCCAAACCCCAGACUUUAAGACGAGGCAAAUCAGUAGAAGAUAUGACCAUGCAACACACAAAUCCACCCAGGACCAGAGCAGAGCUCUUGCAGUACGGCUGUGAGGUAACUCUGGACCUGAACACCGCCAACUCCUUCCUCAGCCUGCGAGAGGGAUUGAGAGAGGUGAUGACGGGGAGGGAGCCUCUGAAGUAUCCCGACCACCCAGAGCGCUUCACCUGCUGGGCCCAGCUGCUGUGCAGGCAUGGCCUGUGUGGACGGUGCUACUGGGAGGUGGAGUGGAAGGGCGGGGGAGGCGUCUCCAUAGGGGUCGCUUACAAAAGCAUCCGGCGCAACGUUGGCAGCGCUGACGGCAAGCUGGGACACAACAACAGAUCCUGGAGUCUGGAUUUCCUGGUCUCCGGGUGUUACUUCCAGCACAAUAAAACCAGGGUGGACAUACCGGUUCCGCACUCCACUAAAGUCGGGGUGUACGUGGACCACAGGGCGGGGACCCUGGCGUUCUACAGCAUCUCGGACACACUAACCCUCCUCCACAGCGUGCAGACUACCUUUACUCAACCACUAUACCCAGGAUUCUGGGUGGGACUGGGCUCCACCUUAAAGAUUUGCCCUUUUUUCAACUUUGCAACCUGAGGUGAGUGCACAACCUAAUGUGGGUGGAUGUCAUUCAUUACGCAACCAUGUGUGUCAACUAGGGAAAACCUCGUUCUCAGCGGA